AGAAAAGUCUUUCAUCUUCUGUAUGACUAGUGGUUUUUGGAUCACUGUCAAUUCCACUAUCUUCCAUCACAAAAUAAAAAUGUAUUGUAAACUAAAGAUCAAAUCUCUCAAUUCAUCUGAAAUGAAGUUGGAUAUUAAGUAAGUUUUAAUCCAAGAAUCAUGCGUCCAUCACUAGUAAAGAGAACACUUUCUAAAGUGGCAGAGGUAUCGAAAGAACCAGCAAGACAUAUAAGCUUCUUGAAGAGCCGUAUGGACCUAGGUGGUGGUGAUAUGGAUUGGUUACGAGGAAGAGUUUUCUUAAAACCAGAAGAUCAACUAGUAUUAUCAGAUGCAGAAUUACAAGAAGAGAUUGCAAGAGUUCUGACUAUACAUAACACAAGAGUUCCAGAUUCUCUAGUUGAGUGGUCAUGGAAAUUAAAAAGUUUCAUAUUAUUACCUCCUCCACCACAUUUAAUAACUGUUCUAAGUGUUCCUGGAUCGAUAUUGCAUAAAGAUUCUGAAGAAGCUAGAAUACAAUUGGCAGGAGGACUUGUUGUGGAUACUCCGUUUGAAGAAGCCAUAUUACAUGAUGAUGAGGAAGAAAGAGAAGAAGAGGAAGAAGAUGAAGAAGAAGGAGCAGAUGUUGAAGAGCAAGAAGAACAUGAACCUGAACCUGACCAUGAAGAUGAUCAUGAAGAAGAAAGAGUAAAACCAAAAAAAAUACCAAAUCAAUUUAACUUUUGUGAAAGAGCUGCUUUAACUUAUACCAAUCCUAUGCGAGAAAUGAGUACCCAAACAAUACCACCUCCAACAGAGACAUUUAAUACCCAUGUUUUUCAAUGGACAAUCUUUGAUGAGUAUCAGGAAGAUUUUGCUCAACAACAACGUGAAAAAGAAAGAGAAAGAAGAAUUCCAUUUCUACAACUGAAGAAGGAGGAUAUGAAGAAAAAAGCUCAAACUGAAUCCACAGCAUUAACAUGUAGAAUGUUACAAGCUGCAAAAACAUUGGAACGAAUGGUAAAUCAAAAUAUUUUUGAUGAAAUAGCGCAAGAUUACAGAUAUUGGGAUGAUCCAAGUGAUGAAUUUAAAGUUGGAGAAGGUUCAUUACUACCUUUAUGGAAAUUUCAUUAUGAAAAAACCAAGAAACAUGAUGUUACAGAUUUAUGCUUCAAUAGUAGAUAUUAUGAUUUAUUUGCAGUUUCAUAUGGGACAAUGUCAUUUAGUAAUUCGAUAAUAGAUGGAACAGUAUGCUUAUUUAGUUUAAAAAAUCCAUCAUAUCCAGAGUGGAUCUGUCCAACAGAAUCUCCCGUAAUGUGUUUAGACUUCAGUGAACAACAUCCACAUCUUUUAGUUAUUGGUACUAUGGAUGGUGCUGUUGCUGUUUAUAAUAUUAUGUUGCCACCUACAGCCCCUCAAUAUAGAAGCAAUGAUGUUGUUCAAAAACAUGGAGGUAUUGUGUGGGAGGUACAUUGGGCACCAGACACGGAAGAAGGUAAUUUAGCAUUCUACAGUGUUAGCAUUGAUGGAAAAGUAAACUACUGGAUAUUAAGUGAAAAUAAUCUUGGUUUGACAACUGUGAUGACCCUUUUUUUGGACAGACCACCAAUACCUGGGCCAGAUGGUACAAUAAUUACACUUAAGGGUUGUGGAACAUGUCUAGCAUUUCACCCUGCAGAUCAAAAUGUAUUCUUAGUAGGAACAGAAGAAGGAACAAUUUAUAAGUGCAAUACAGCAUAUAGUAGUGUUUAUAUGAGAACUUAUAAUGAAGCACACAAUAUGCCAGUCUACCGGAUAGUAUUUAAUAAAUUCAAUUCCAGCAUAUUUGCAAGUUGUUCUGGUGAUUGGAGAAUAAAAAUAUGGGAAGAUGAUAGGAUGGAACCCUUAUUUAUGUUUGAUCUUGGCGUUCCCAUUGGAGAUGUUCAAUGGGCACCAUAUAGUUCAACAGUAUUAGCUUGUGUUUCAAAUGAUGGGAAAGUUACAGUAUUUGAUUUGAAUGUAAAUAAAUAUCGACCAAUAUGUAGUCAACCAGUUGUUAGCAGAAAAAAAUAUAAACUAACUAGACUUGCAUUUAACAAUAAAUUACCAUUCAUUAUAGUGGGCGAUGAUAAAGGUACCAUAAAUACAUUGAAAUUGUCACCAAACCUUAGAUUAAAAGUAAAACCAACUAAGAGGCAACUUCAUUUGACACAUAGAGAAUUAGAAAUUAUGAAAUUAGAAAGAUUAUUAAGUUUUGUACGUGAACCAGCUAUUUUACCACCACCAAAAGAUAUAAGGGUAGAAAUCUAAGUCAUAUUUUUAAUCACAAAUAUAUUUGC
Messenger RNA from Bombus terrestris (buff-tailed bumblebee), 2294 nucleotides. Its product is annotated as dynein intermediate chain 2, ciliary. Gene Ontology annotation, biological process: cilium movement; outer dynein arm assembly. The record is from RefSeq and is a predicted model, not a curated record. The transcript has 15 exons. Gene Ontology annotation, cellular component: outer dynein arm. Gene Ontology annotation, molecular function: dynein light chain binding; dynein heavy chain binding. The coding region runs from base 160 to 2265 and encodes 701 amino acids. Lineage: Eukaryota; Metazoa; Arthropoda; Insecta; Hymenoptera; Apidae.